UUCCAGCCUUUCUCCAGAAGAGUUUGCCUUUGCCAAAGAGUACAUGGCAAACACAGAGACCUAUCUAAGGAAUGUAGCCUUAAAGCAUAUGCCUCCUAACUUACAGAAAGUGGACCUCUUGAGGUCAGAGUAAAUGGGAAAGAGAUACGAUGGUCAAGACUUCACAGAGGAAGUGUCAUGAUUGGGUAAACCAAUCCAAACCAAAGCCUGAUUUAAGCAUCUCCAUCCCACUGAGGAUGUCCAGUAACAUAUUCAAGAGUCCAGUUACGAGAAUCACAUCCUACCCAGGCAAUGAGGUCAGAUACCAUCAAUGGGAGGAAACCUUGGACAAGCCCCAACAAGUGUGCUGGCAGAAGAGACUUCAAGGACUCCAGGCCUGCAGCAGCACAGGACAACUCUUAAGUCCUUUUGAUCUUACCAAAGCCCUGCAAACACUUGUGCCUAGUUGCACAGGUGAGUCCCGGCCUGGUGUUCUCACAGGUGGUCCUCAUGGCAGCUCCAUGUCCAGCGCUGCCAGCACUGCAUGUGUGGCAGAGAGGAUUCCAGGAGCUCGUCGGGGUGUCCCACAGCUCCCCUGCAAACAAUUUCUGGUAACAGAGAAAGAUAUCAAGAAACAGGAAAGGAAAAUGAAGAUGGCAAGAGAGAGACUGGCGAGAGCGUUGAUUGCAGACAGACUCGCUAGUGAGACAGAGAAAGUGAGGGACCAAGAAGAACAUCCUGAAAAACACUAGG
Molecule: messenger RNA, 732 nt
Organism: Pipistrellus kuhlii (Kuhl's pipistrelle)
Lineage: Eukaryota; Metazoa; Chordata; Mammalia; Chiroptera; Vespertilionidae
Gene: MBD3L1
Product: methyl-CpG binding domain protein 3 like 1
Exons: 3
Coding region: 150-731 (193 amino acids)
Source: RefSeq, a predicted model, not a curated record